GGUUAUUUCCCCUUCCUCGCACCCGCUCAUGCCACCGUACGCUCUCAUUAUGGCUCCGCUUGACCAGCUUCUUCGCCGUGACUUCAACCCCGGUAUUUCCUCGGGCGAGUUCUCCGAUCAGUGGAAACGUCCAAGCGACAUCUUUUCAACACUACUCAUUCUUGGUGGAGAUGUUAUCGGGCGUGCUCUCGCGCAGCUCACCGGCUCUCGAGUGACGCCGGUGGCAUUUUCAUUUGGAUGGGUCGCCUAUGCCGUUGCAGCCGUUGUAUCUGCUGUUGGCGAGAACAAGCUGAUGCCUGCUCCCGAUUGCGGAUGCAAAGUCAUCAAUGGCAGCUCAGGCUACGUUCGCGACAACACGAGCUGGAUCAUAGGUCGUAUUGUGCGCGACUUUGAAUACUGGAUGGACGGCGGCAUCUCCGAGGGCCCUAUUCAUAAGAAGAUGGAAGACAUGUUGUUAAAGAGAUGGAGAGAAGACAAAAGCAAGAAGGAAAAGAAGAAGGCCGGAUCAGGUAAGGACGUGCCGAGGCCAUCAAGGGCAGGCCUCUGCGUAUCCAUAUACAAGGCAGAACCAGCAACACCGGGAUGCCCAGGCUAUGACCUGAUAUACUUCGCCGGCUUCGCAACUUGUGUAGUCCAGCUAGGCAUCGCGGCUAUACCGUGCGCCGUAUAUGGAGACUGGGGUAUUUUGUUGAUCACCACGUCUGGGAUUAUUCUUUCAUUUAUCACUGGCAGCCUUAGCCAAUGGUCUAAAGAGAAAUGGGCGUGCCGACAGAACUCUGGAAAAAAGACCAUUCUUACCAGGGGAAAUGGCAGCCAGCAUGCUAUCGUGGUAUUAGGCAAUGGCAAAGGGCUCGAUCUCGAGGAUUUAGCUGCAGGACCCGCCAACGCUGACGCAGUUGCCUCAUAUACCACCAGAAACACUAUGGUUGUUCUUGCCGCGCUCUGGAUCCUCUUACUUAUCACUGCCUCUGGGAUUCAACAGAAUACAUGGUUUCUCCUCGCAGUAGGUGGCAUCGGAAUGUUACAGAACAUUUUUGCCGCAGGGUGGAAGCGAUCUCCUAAGGAAUUUGGAAUACCGUUCACUUUUGAGAAGGUAAUCGGAGAGCCCAAGGUCAUGGAAACGCUUUUCGCAGUCGAGAAAGACUAUCCGGGGGUUGGUCGCAGUAUGCUCGAUACAUUCUUUCCUGGUAAAUUGCGCCCUGACGAGGAGCAAAGGUGGGCGGAAUUUAAAAAUGUCGAGAAAGGCCCGAUAUCUCCAAAAACUAUUUAAUGCGUUCAAUCCGCGCGUUCGCUUACAGAUCCAACAAUCUUCGCUUUCGAGUGUUACAAUGAGAAUGUUUAGAUACUACCUCUCUGCUGGGAAUCAAGGUCACCUCUGCC
This is a messenger RNA of Aplosporella prunicola CBS 121167, 1380 nucleotides long. RefSeq lists its product as uncharacterized. Lineage: Eukaryota; Fungi; Ascomycota; Dothideomycetes; Botryosphaeriales; Aplosporellaceae. The coding region runs from base 50 to 1270 and encodes 406 amino acids. The record is from RefSeq and is a predicted model, not a curated record. The transcript has 2 exons.